Molecule: messenger RNA, 4212 nt
Organism: Thalassophryne amazonica
Lineage: Eukaryota; Metazoa; Chordata; Actinopteri; Batrachoidiformes; Batrachoididae
Exons: 8
Coding region: 374-1651 (425 amino acids)
Source: RefSeq, a predicted model, not a curated record
UUCAGCUGACAUGCCUUCCCUCAGGGUGGUGCAGAAUGUCGGUCAGUGAAGUGAUAUUUCUGUGAAAAACUUUUCAAAAGCAGCUCUUGGAUUUGUACGGCGUGCAAAUCAAGAGUCACUCCGGGGUGAAGGAGGGCGUCCGAGUCACAACUUGUUCUUGUUUCACCUGGAUUUAUGACAGGUGUGACGACAAAUCAAACAUUUACUCAAACGCUGCUGUGUUCUCUUGCCCGUGUUCGACAGGAAUGAGCAGGUACCGACCUGCAGCGUUGAUGAGGAGGCGUAGCCAAGGGCUAGAGGCAUGUUUUUCAAUCACCACCUCUGCAGAUAGUGGUGAGGUUCUGGCUCCUUCUUCUCGCUCACCUUUAGAGAGAUGAAUCUCUACAAGAGCUUUGGAAACCUCCUGGAGACGUGGGUGACAGAAGAAGAUGCGUGCUGCGAAUCGGAGUGGACUGAGAUUAAAAACCAAGAAUCUCCUCUUGCUUCUUCCUAUGCCGGGGCACAUAUGUGCUCGGAAUCGGUGGAUUCUGGAGUGGAGACGGCCAGUUCUGACACGUCUCCUGCUACAUGCUACCCCGAGUUGACAGACGGUGCAGAUAUGGAUGCAGUAGCGCCAGACGGAAAUGGUGACAAACUCACCUUCGACUCCCCAUCAGAGUCUCCCGUCUUCUACGUACCGUCUUCGCCCUUGCGGGUGGAAUCCCACCUUAAACUGGAACAAGCGCUUCGGAGGAUUGACCCCAAACAUUCAAGGUGCAACUCCCAGGCAGAUGACAGGGAAUGGUCUCGCUCAUCACUGCCACCCAAACGGUACUCGUCAGUCUUAGUGAAAGGUCAGAACUCGGGAGGUCUUCGGGAGAGUAGGGCGAUCACAGAGUUAGUGCCAAUCAGGCACAUGUCCACGAGGAACAAGCGACCUCUGCCCUCAAAUUAUGAUGUGGAGCCAGUUCACACAACAUUAAAGGAUCCUGAUCAAGGGGAGAAGAAAGAACUGAGUCCUGGUCUCAGCUACUUGGAGCAGGUAUGCCAAAUGUUGGAAAACGUCGCCAAGCAGCAGAUGCGUAGUCGUGCGUUAUCGAUAGAGAUGAACAACCUGAGGCAGCACCGGCCUAUGCAGGUGAAUCAGCAACCAAAUGAUUGCCAACAUGACCGCAAUGCUGCAGAAGAUUACCUGUUUUCUUGUGAAGAACUUUCAGAAAAUGUAGAUGAGGUGGAUAUUACCAGUGGAACACAGCAAGAAAAUAAUUAUAUUAAUCACAAGUUUCUGCAGCGAUCAUUAUCAGAGACCACACUGCACUCAAGGAUGUUGAAAGCAGACAACAGGGGGCACUGUGUCAGUGCAUAUGACCUGACAGAAGAGGAAGAUCAGAAAAAGCAGAAUGGGGCAGAAGCAAAGAUGGUGUCACAGAAGAAAACUUUCAAGGAGCCCACAAAGGUGCAGAAAAAUAAACCUAACAGGACCUGGAAAAUAAAAAUCCCUUCGAGAAGAGAAGUGUACACUGUGGCAGACAAUGCGAGGUUUUGUCUUGCUCCAACUUUGACUACACUGCCCGCAAGAUUAUCGGUGAUAUUGCUCCAUUUCACUGGAAGUUUCUUUCAAUCACAUUCAUUCACCCGUCACAGAAGUAGACACAUCGGAGGAUAUUUGUAGUUCAACCUCUUCUUCAAGGACACUUCAAAACAUAGGCAACAAGAAGCAGGAAUCAAACCACCGACCGUUUGAUUAAUGGACAACCUGCUCUCCUCACGUUUGAUGUACAGCCACUUUUAGUAUUUGUUCUACUUUGAAGUCAAAACACAAAAUUUGGAUCUAUGCAAAUGUGAACUCUGCAUGUAGUAGUUUGUGAAGAACACAAUAAGGGGAUAAAUGAUUUUAAAACAGGUUUUUAAUGAUCAUCAUAACAUGAAGAUGUUUUAUUCAUACAUAAAGUUUUGUUGAAUGGAAUGCAACCUAUAGUAUUAUACAUAUAAUGGCAAAAUCCAAACAUUUUAAAAUAACUUAUUUAAAAUGUAUUUUUUAUGGUUAUAUUCCAUCAUGUACUCUGAAUAUUCUACUGAAGUAGGCGGGUUUAUUUAUAAGAGGAAUUUAAUCACAAAUGAAACAGGCCAAUUGCAGCGGCGGGGUGCGAGGCUCCGGGACUGGGCCCAUAUUUGUCAAUGGGUGCAUUCGUGCUUUUUUUUAACAACAACAACAAAAGAUUGUUAAGGCAAAAAUAUUAUUAUUAUUAUUAGUAGUAGUAGUAGUGUCAUAGUUGGCCCCGGUUCAGGGUUUAGGUAUUAGUUUAUUGAUUUAUUUCCUCUGUGGUUCUCUAGUUUUAUUUCCCAUAUAUUCAUACUUUGUCUUUUAAGAUUUUGUUUAUUGCUUUCCAUUGUGUAUACUGUAGUAACCGGUUCAUGCGUUGUUUAUCCUUUAGUUGUGUAGUCAUUCAUUUAUUCAUGAUCUUCUGUAGUAGUUAUAUAUUCUCUGGUUUUGCUUUAUUUAUCUUCAGUGUCUUAGUGUCAGGCUGUGUUCUGUUAGUCUUGGGCUUUAUUUUCUGUUAUUGUUUAUUGUGUGUCAGUUAUUCAUUGCUUCAUUAUGUAGUCACCGGUUUUAUUUUCUGCUCAGCAUUUAUUCUCUAUUUAACCAAUAGUUAGCUUUGCCACUUUUAUUGUAUUCAUUUUUCUGUAACAGGUCCAAUCUAGUUUUAGUUAUAAUCAUUAGUUUUCUGGGUUUCCACUUUUUGACUCGCCACUUUAGUUCUUAGUUUUGUCCUUUUGUUUUGUUCACGUUUAUUAUGGUUUGUCAAGAAUGUUACGUUUUGCACCGGUGGUUUUUCUGCCACUUAGUUAUCUUGCCCCAGUUCACUUUGCUUUUGCCUCAGUGCACUCUCUUGCUCUUACCUCUGUCUUCCCUGGUCACACCCCCUUCCAGCACCUUCUGCACAGCACACCUGUUCUCACCCUGACUAUUCCACUAGUAUUUAAGGCCUAAUAGUCUCACAGUCCCUCGCCAGCUUGUUGUAUUUUUGCACUUUCCAGCCUCACACCAUAGUCCUGUUUUGUCUUCUUGUAUUUCUGACCUUGCUUGUGUUAUCGAUCUCUGCCUUGUCUAAUCCCUGAACUCUGCUCAUUUUUUGACUCUGCCUCUGCCUCAGCUCUGUGAACUCCUUGACGCUGUGUAUUUGGAACGUUGCUUGUUUUUGGACUUUGCCUCAGCUUGCUGCCUGCCUGUACCUCCACUAUGUUGACUGAUAUCCUGUGUACCAAACCUGUUGCCUGCUUACCAGAUAAAGCCCUUUUUCUUAAUCCUGCACCUGUGUCUGUGAGUCUGCAUAUGCCUCCUACAACCUUCAGGGCCAAGACACCAUGAAUCAUGACAAGUAGUAGUAGUAGCAGUAGUAGUAUUAGUAGUAGUAGUAGCACAUAUAUUAAAUUGGAGAAAACUAUUUCCUUUAAUAUUACAAGGUAUACUGCAUUUUGGGUGGAACUACAGUAUGCACUCUAAAGAGGGUCUGUGUUGCCCAAUUAUUAAUCAGUGGUUUUGGAAAUUUUAAACCAAUCUAGUAAAAAAAUAAAAUAAAAUAAUAAUAAUAAUAAUAAAAAACAACGUUAUCGCCACAUACACAGUAAAAAUUUAAAUACUGCAUUUGGUUUUGUCACCUGGACCCAAAAAUCCUGGUUGGUAAAUUGGAAUUUUUUUUCCAGUUCAUUGAUUAAAUGGAACAACUUCAAACAUGUUUCUUUAAUUGAGUGUAGUGACAAGAAUUUUUAAUAUCCUUUAUUUUGAAUCAGAAAUUCUACAUAUUCUCACACAUAUUUUGGAUAAUUAUGUAGGUAUAAUAAGUCUCUGGUUCCAUUUCCUUGAAUAAACAGCUGUUUGUGAGACAUUCCAAAAAUGCACACUAAAAACUUGUGACAAACCGGCUACAGCAGGUGACUGUGACACUGUUGCGGCCCAAUUCUGGCUUCCUCAGGCUACCUGUUAACAAUUGCUAUCGGUCUUGCGUCAGUCAGACAUUAACAUGCGUAAGAAUCAGCCAUGAUUUGAGUGGAUUCUUGCAUGGAGCGUUUUUAUCAUGCAGCAUGUGUGGGUUUCGGAAAAAAGAACAAGUGCGCGGAUGAUCAUUUUUGUGCAAACACAAUAGCUGACACACAGCAGUGGGCGGAUGACGCAUCUUUCAUUCUCAGCUUUGGGUUGUCAACAGACAUGAUUCAUCAGAGGCCAAAAAAAAA